Messenger RNA from Eimeria mitis, 849 nucleotides. RefSeq names its product KLLA0C11847p, related. The coding region runs from base 1 to 849 and encodes 282 amino acids. The transcript has 3 exons. Gene Ontology annotation, molecular function: methyltransferase activity. Gene Ontology annotation, cellular component: nucleolus. The record is from RefSeq and is a predicted model, not a curated record. NCBI's taxonomy places the organism in Eukaryota, Apicomplexa, Conoidasida, Eucoccidiorida, Eimeriidae.
AUGCUUUCUUUGCGUUACAAGUCCAGACGCGCCGAGCCGAGGGGAAGGCCCCCAUCGACUGUACGUACAGCUGGUCACUUACUGGGGCAGAAGGCGCAGCACCACGAUCCUUCUGCAGACUUCGCUGUUCGUAAUCAAUCGAGCGAUAUAUCACAGCAGACCGCAAGUGCUCCAGCUAAGCAGCAUCAGCAGCAGCAGCGGCAGGCGGCCGUUGACACUGUGUGUGCUCCUAAUGCUGCACCGAGGGCUGCACAUGACUCCGUCAGGGAGAGCCAACACGGCAGUAAGAGCAAGAAGAAGAAGAAGCAGAAGAGGCAUUCAACUGGAGAAGACCGAGGAGACGGCGAAAGGGGCAUGAAACGCAUGCGUUUGAAUUCGGAAGCGAAGAUAAACUCGAACCAACUGGCAGCCCAGGAAAUCAACUGUGAGGAGUUACCUUCUUCUCAGGUGAAGGGGAAGAAAGCGGACCAUUGCAAACAGCAGCAGCAAACGCAGCAGCAAAAGCUACAGCAGCAGGAGCGGCAGCUGUUGUUGGUGAAGCAGUUCUCAGAUCGAGGAGCAGCAGCAGGCGUCUCAUCAGCAGUCGUCGAUCGCUUGCAGGGCGGGCGUUUUCGUUCUCUAAAUGAAUAUCUCUACACAAAAAAGGGGAACGAAGCUUUUGCAAGAUAUCAGAAGGAGCCGCAGUUGUUUGACAUUUACCAUGCAGGCUACAGGGCGCAAGUGCGUCGAUGGCCGCUGAAUCCUUUAGACUACGUUGCGGCUUGGUUAUCGAAAAGGCCGGAGGAAUGGAUAGUCGGCGACUUCGGCUGCGGAGAGGCUGCUCUCGCUUUGCGUUUUCCAGAGAGGUGA